Botrytis byssoidea is the source of this 2712-nucleotide messenger RNA. RefSeq lists its product as uncharacterized. NCBI's taxonomy places the organism in Eukaryota, Fungi, Ascomycota, Leotiomycetes, Helotiales, Sclerotiniaceae. The transcript has 2 exons. The coding region runs from base 1 to 2712 and encodes 903 amino acids. Gene Ontology annotation, molecular function: ATP-dependent peptidase activity; metalloendopeptidase activity; ATP binding. Gene Ontology annotation, biological process: protein-containing complex assembly; mitochondrial protein processing. The record is from RefSeq and is a predicted model, not a curated record. Gene Ontology annotation, cellular component: m-AAA complex; membrane.
AUGACAUCAAUAUUACGACAAUGCAGCUCUCUUGCUAGAAUUUCUCAGACCACCGUCCAAUCUGUCGCACGAAAUUCCCUCCGUACAUCAUCGACAGCACCCUUAAUAAGGUCGCGGAUAGCUACACAAAGAGCGCGCACAUUCGUCACUAAGCCACCAAAGCCAGACAAGGACACGGGGAAGGAUGAGUCGGAGGUAAAGUCGAAAAAUCAAAAAUCGUCAGAACCACCCACCAAGUCCGCACCCGGGACGGAAAACCUCUACAAUGGAAAGACUCCUUUAUCUCCCUCGGAGAAUGGUGGGGAACCACAGGAGUCACCGCUGGUGGAAGGGUAUGUGAAGUUGACGGAGGAGGAGAUGAAGCAGCUAGAGCAAGUAAUUGCUUCCAUGCAAUUUGGAAAAGGCCAAACUCAAGAAUUAAGGGAAGCUUUGAAGGCUAUAAAUAAGGCAGGUGUGCCAUCUGAAUUAAGAGAUUUGAUGAACGAAGUGAAGGGUAGACCAAUGACUUUGACGGAAGCUGCAAAAUUCACAAAGCUGGUGUUGCAGAUGGCGUGGUCCGCUGCAAAGGUCCAAUCACAGACACAACAAUCACAGGGAACAAAUUUCAGUUCAAACGAGCCAGGAUCUUCUACAAAUGGUAAUAAAGGAGACCAGAAGCAGGGGCAGGAUGGAAAGCAGGGUGGCAAGAAAGGCAAUCAGCAGGAAAGCUUCAACUUUGGCAACUCGACGGAGAUCAAACUCGAUACUACAACCUUAUUGAUUGGAUCUUUUGCAACAUACUUCCUAUGGCAGACACUCUUCCCCGGCACCAACAAGAAGGAUAUCACAUUCCAGGAAUUCCGAAACAACUUUUUCGACAAAGGGUUGGUCAAGAGAUUGACUGUGGUUAACAAGUCGGAGGUCCGGGUUGAUCUUCACACUGAAGCCGCUGCUGCGAUGUAUCCAGACUCUCCUGCCGGUAACCCCAACUUUCAUUACUAUUUCUCGAUAGGUUCUGCCGAAGGUUUUGAGCAAAGAAUGGAACAAGCACAAAACGAGCUAGGAAUACCUGUUGCUGAGAGGAUACCAAUUGGUUACGCUAGUGAUGGAGAUACAUGGGCUCUUAUCUACUCUUUCGGUCCUACACUUUUGUUCAUUGGUGCUAUUUUCUACAUGUCAAGGCGAGCUUCGGCAGGUGCUGGAGGCCAGAGUGGCAUUUUUGGAAUGGGAAAAAGUCGAGCAAAGCAAUUCAACCACGAGACUGAUGUAAAGGUUAAGUUUAAGGAUGUUGCUGGUAUGGAUGAAGCAAAGCUGGAAAUUAUGGAGUUUGUCUCCUUCCUAAAGACACCUGAGCAAUUCCAACGUUUGGGUGCUAAGAUUCCUCGCGGUGCUAUUCUUUCUGGACCACCAGGUACUGGUAAAACUUUGUUGGCAAAGGCAACAGCUGGUGAAUCUCAAGUACCAUUCUUUAGUGUCAGUGGUUCCGAAUUCGUAGAGAUGUUUGUCGGUGUUGGAGCAUCGAGAGUUCGGGAUCUUUUCGCCAUGGCCAGAAAGAGCACUCCUUGUAUCAUCUUCAUUGAUGAAAUCGAUGCUAUUGGAAAGUCUCGUGGAAAGUCUGGUGGAUUUUCUGGAGGUGGAAACGAUGAACGGGAAGCGACACUCAAUCAAAUUUUGACCGAAAUGGACGGUUUCAACACGACUGAGCAAAUUGUUGUUCUUGCUGGUACUAAUAGACCUGACGUACUCGACAAGGCUCUAAUGAGACCUGGUCGUUUUGAUAGACACAUUUCUAUCGACAGGCCGACCAUGGAUGGUAGAAAGCAAAUCUUCAAGGUUCACUUGGGCAAGAUUGUUACCAAUGAGAAUAUUGAGUACUUGACUGGACGAUUGUCAGCCUUGACUCCUGGUUUCUCUGGUGCUGAUAUUGCCAACUGUGUCAAUGAAGCUGCUUUGAUUGCUGCACGAACACAAGCCAAAUCUGUAGCUAUGUUACACUUUGAACAAGCUAUUGAGCGUGUUAUUGGUGGUCUUGAGAAGAAAUCUCUUGUUCUAUCACCAGAAGAGAAGAAGACAGUUGCCUACCAUGAAGCAGGCCACGCAAUUUGCGGUUGGUACUUCAAGUGGGCUGAUCCACUUCUCAAGGUUUCCAUCAUUCCUCGUGGACAAGGUGCCCUCGGAUACGCACAAUACCUCCCUGCUGGCGACACUUAUCUCAUGAAUGUUAACCAACUUAUGGAUCGUAUGGCAAUGACUCUCGGUGGACGUGUAUCAGAAGAACUCCAUUUUGAGACCGUCACCAGUGGUGCUAGUGACGACUUUAACAAGGUUACUCGCAUGGCUACCGCCAUGGUAACUAAAUGGGGCAUGUCCAAGAAACUCGGCCCUCUCCAUUUCGAAACUGAUAGAGAAAACCAACUCAUGAAACCUUUUGCCGAAUCUACAGCUCAAACUAUUGAUUCAGAAGUUCGACGUAUAGUCGAUGAGGCAUAUGAGAAAUGUCGAAACCUACUGGUGGAGAAGAAGGACGAAGUGGGUAUUAUUGCAGAGGAACUUUUGGCGAAGGAGGUGCUCGGUAGAGAUGAUAUGGUGAGAUUACUGGGACCAAGACCAUUUGAUGAGAAUAAGGAUUUCAUCAAGUACUUCGGAGGAGGAUCAUUAGGAAAGAGUGCGCCGCCACCACCGGCGACUGAGAGUACGGAUAUGCCAACUGAGGAUCCUGCUCCUCUUGCUUAA